CCCACCUGACUGCUAGGGGAAAGUUUUAUCCCAUUCCGGCUGGCAGAAAGCUGGCUGUCUUGCCAAAGGUCAAAUUAUUGGCAGCUCGCUCCCGGGUUUGAUGGCUGAACAUUCUGGAAUUUUCCCAUGAAACUUUUCAGACUUUUUGUAGACUUACUGCAUUUAGAGAUCCUGUGCUUCAUAACUCUCAGAAAAUAUGCAGAACUGCAGAUAUUCAAAAAUGGGAACUCCUUUCAUUGCGUACCGUGGUCAUAUUGCCACCGCUGUUAUUGCUGCUGUGGCUUCUGCUGCUGUUGUAUUUUUCAUCGUAUCGUUGGUAAAUAAGCCGACCUUAAACCCAGAUGACUGUAAGCUGCUAUUGGCAACCUCUGAACAUGGGAGACGCCCGUGCCUGCCUAACUGGAUUGGGUACCAGAUGAAAUGUUUCUACUUCUCAGAUGAAGAAAAAACUUGGUCCGCUAGUCAAGACUUUUGCUCGUUGUACAAUGCCUCUCUAGCCAUUAUUGAAAAGGAAGAAAAGGCUUUUGUGCAGCGUUACAAAGGCACCAUUUCCCACUGGAUUGGCCUCCAACGAGACCCAAAUCAACCCUGGAAAUGGGUCAAUGGAAAUGCUUCAACGUGGGAGGUCCUCGGUGAUGGAGGGCACUGUGCCUUCCUGAAUGACGAAGGGAAAGCAAGCUGUUCCAGGUGCCAGACCCUCCAUCACUGGAUAUGCAGCAAACCUGACGAAUUCACAAGUCCAAAGAUAGUUUGAAGUCAUAUGGCUUCCAAUCCACUCAACUGGAAUUAUCUCCUAAUAUUGGCUAAAGUAACAGAUGGGCCUUAUUUCCAGAGAAGGGGAAAUUAUUUCUGCCUUUGCACACUGUAAACCUAGCAUAUCUGCUAGGGAUAUGGUUUUCCUUGGCUCUUGCUGGUCAGUAUUCAAAUCUUAGGAUGUCCUUUUUGAACAGAUAACAGCCGCUGGAAUCAGGGUGGUGGUAUGAAAUAGAGGGGACAGAGAUUCCCCCUCUUCCCCUUUGACUGUAUUGUGUUUCCCCGAAAAUAAGACCCUGUCUUAUAUAUUUUUUGAACCCUGAAAUAAAUGCUUGGCCUUAUUGCCAAGCCUGAUUGGGUUUAUUAUCAGGGGAUGUCUUAUUUUGGGGAAAACAGGGUAUUGAAAGAAACUCUUCUCAGGCCCUGGGUUGGGAUAGGUAGAAGAUGCUUCAGUUGUUUAAUCAGUUGCUUAUUUCCUCUGGAUUUUCUUCUGCAUAAUAUAGUCUGUGUUUCUGCUGUUGCACUAAUAUUAUUAUUAUUCCUUUAUACUGUUUACAUUUCUACAUUGUUUACUAGUCUAAACUGUUUACAUCUCCAUAUAGUUUAGACCGGUGGUUCUCAACCUGUGGUCCGCGGACCACUGGGGACUGGCAGUAUUGACACAGGGGAUCCCUAAAGACUUGAAAAAUGUUAUGAUUUAAAUAAAAAGUAUUUAAAUAGGAUCCGUGGUGUAGAAAAGGUUGAGAAACUCUGGAUAGCAGUAGCAAUAGCACUUAGACUUAUAUACCGCUUCACAGUGCUUUACAGACCUCUCUAAACAGUUUACAGAGUCAGCCUAUUGCCCCCCAACAAUCUGGGUCCUCAUUUUACCAACCUCGGAAGGAUGGAAGGCUGAGUCAACCUUGAGCCUGGUGAGACUCGAACUGCCGAACUGCUGCCAGCCGGCAGUCAGCAGAAGUAGCCUGCAAUACUGCAUUCUAACCACUGUGCCACCAUGGCUCUUAUAAGACCUCUUUAUUGAUUUCAGCAUUAUAUUGUUACACCUCUGCUUCCUAAGUUGCAUUGGUUGCCAGUUUGCUUCUGGGUCUAAUUCAAGGUGCUGAUUUUAAUCUUUAAAAUCCUUCAUGGCAUGGGACUGGGUUAUCUGAGCAACUAUCGGUCCCCAGUUUCAUCUUCCCAUCGCAUCAGCUCUGGCAGAGAAGGCAUCUUGCUAGGGAUCUACCCUUAGAGCAGGGGUGGGCAACU
This is a messenger RNA of Pantherophis guttatus, 1998 nucleotides long. RefSeq names its product C-type lectin domain family 2 member D-like. NCBI's taxonomy places the organism in Eukaryota, Metazoa, Chordata, Lepidosauria, Squamata, Colubridae. The record is from RefSeq and is a predicted model, not a curated record.